AAACAUUAGUGGGUUUGAAUCAAUUAUUAGAAAUUAAUCCAAAUAAUGCAGAUACAUUAAUGAGCAGGUACGAAGAAUCACUGGCAAAUCUAAAUAAAUCAUUAGAAAUUGAUCCAAAUAGUGCAUGUGCAUUGGUAAUUCGUGGAGAAAUUUAUCGCAUAACGAAUAUAUAUGAGGAAUCACUAGCAGAUUUAAAUAAGUCUUUAGAAAUUGAUCCAAUUAAUACAUCGGCGUUAGCAAUUCGCGGAAUAACUUAUCAUAUGAUGAGCAGACACGAAGAAUCAUUAGCAAAUUUAAAUAAAUCAUUAGAAAUUGAUCCAAAUUAUGUAUUUGCAUGA
Molecule: messenger RNA, 338 nt
Organism: Ambispora leptoticha
Lineage: Eukaryota; Fungi; Glomeromycota; Glomeromycetes; Archaeosporales; Ambisporaceae
Source: the annotation of a GenBank genome assembly